CUUUAACUUAAUUUCGAUUAAUUAAAAUCAAAAAACUCCAUUUAAAAAUGAAGUUGACUUAUUUCUUCAUGCUAUUUGUUGCAAUUAUGGUUGCAUUUACAUCAGCCAACAGCAUCGUUUUCCUUGCUAGACCUCAACAUCAUCAGGAACAACAAGCUCAACCAAGCGCACCAGAAAAUGAUAAUCAAGAUCAACAACAGCAACAACAGCAGACUGAUAAUUCCAGUCAAUCAAGCCAGGAGAGUCAAGGAAAUUAAAUAAAAAUUGAAAUUUAUAUCAAAAGUUGAA
Messenger RNA from Chironomus riparius, 288 nucleotides. The record is from the annotation of a GenBank genome assembly. Lineage: Eukaryota; Metazoa; Arthropoda; Insecta; Diptera; Chironomidae.